AUGAACGUCGAGAUCCCCGGGUUCUACUAUGAUCCUGAAAAGAAAAAAUACUUCAAAAUUCAGGCCAACCAUGUCGCACCACCUGGUGCCCAGUACUCGAAAGAGUCUGUCAAGCGAAAGCGUAAUGAGCACCAGGCAAGUCUUGCUGGUUUCCAACCAAGGUCACCGAUGGCCAAAUACGCGGUGCUCGCGGCUAACAUUUUACAGGAGCAAGAGAAGCGGGCCAAAGUAAACCAGCGACUGGAGCGCGAAACUGUCCGCAAGCCUAGCCUUCUUCAUCACCCACUCAUGGCUGUUGAGCGGGAGCUCGGAUCCAGGUGGUCCUCAACGGCCGUGAUGAAGGAACGACAGGCUCGGGUGUACGUGAGUCAGUUGAAACGGCGGAAACUGCACAAGUUUGAGCCCUGGCCCAGUCCGUUUAAUAUUCGACAUGUGCUGCGGAAUCCGCGUUCGGGGGCGCUGAUUACUACGACAUUGGACAGUGGACCGGAUGGAGACUCCUUCUUGGCCCCAAGGCUUCUUCCAAACCCCGAUGAAGGUGGUGAUUAUCGCUGGCCAUCUGAAUUCCAUCAUCCAUUGAAAAUACAUCUUCCUCAAACCCUCUGGUGCUCUGCCGCAUGUCCAGUUGGUGACAAGGCCCUCUUCGCCAUCGGCACGUCCGACGGGUUGCAUACCCUCGAGGGUCUAACGAGCAUGUGGACUGUCUCGCAGAAACCAUUCAGAAAAGACGACAGUAACGGCGCGCGAGGGUUCCGUCGACACGGCAAUUCCUCGCAUGCUAGUGUACAAGCCGUUGAAUGGAUCUCUCCAGACGUGGUCGUGUCAGGCCUGCGCAACUCGAAUGUGUUUCUUUACGACGUACGUAACGGCGAGAGUUCAUUACGAUUGCAGCAUUCCCAAUCAGUCACCAAGAUUCGAAAGGCAGAUCCUUGGCGGAUUGUCGUUGGAGGUCAUAAUACGGUAUGUGAUGGGUAUCUCUUCAAAUUACGCACAUCCUCUCAUCCAGCUCACGCUCCUUCCAUGCAGGUGGAAAUGUACGAUCUUCGCUACGUGGCCAAAUGUCUACACUCGAAACCAAAGCCCAUGUCUGGCUCACACAACUCCACUCGUCCAUAUCUCUCCUUCAAAGACUUUACACCAGAAGAGAUCCCCGACUUAGACGUGAGCUCUGAGUUGGGACUAUUAGCUUGCGGUAAAAUUUAUACCCUCCCUUUCUCCCUCCUUCACAAUACCUCUCUCGUCCAAUAUGUUUCUAACGCCAGAUGCGACAACAGCCUCGCAUGA
Penicillium diatomitis is the source of this 1284-nucleotide messenger RNA. RefSeq lists its product as uncharacterized. The record is from RefSeq and is a predicted model, not a curated record. Gene Ontology annotation, cellular component: Cul4-RING E3 ubiquitin ligase complex. Lineage: Eukaryota; Fungi; Ascomycota; Eurotiomycetes; Eurotiales; Aspergillaceae. The transcript is spliced from 4 exons. Gene Ontology annotation, molecular function: protein binding. Bases 1 to 1284 code for a protein of 427 amino acids.